AAAAAGACGGUCAUUCGAACUAUAGAAUGGUUGAUUUGUCAAUAGCAAAACUAACAUAUUGUCCAUAGUACAAAUAAGGUUUGGGGGUUUGUGGCGUAUGUAGGACUGGGAUUCUUUUGUUUCAGGAGAUUGAAAGCAAUUCAUUCUUUGUUUUGAUUGCAUGGUAGUUACCAGAAGGUUAACAAGAGUUGUGAAUGGAUCUAAUAAAAGAGUUGUUGAGAUACAUCAGAAAGAAUCAAAAAAGAGUGCAAAAACAAAUUCGUCGAGAGAGAGGAAUAUUAGAAAGGGAGCUGAAACGAAGCGGUCAGUUGCGGUCAGUGUCAAGCCUUUGAAGAAGAGCGAGUUUGUCUCGUUACCGAGGGACAAGUUGAAAGAGCUCAUAAAUACUUUACCUGCUACAGUUAUAGAACGUUUAGAGUAUCGAGGAGGCGUCGAAAGUGGUCAGUGGAAGGUAUACGUAUCCGUUUCAGAUACUACUCCACAGUUCCGUGUGACGCAGGAAGAUAGCCUGUUGACUAAGCCCCGAAGUUAGUUUUGGCUAACAAUUUGUUUACUGUCAGACGUAGAGUUUUUUUAGUCUAUUUACGACAGGUACUUAUGGUUAAAUCUGUAGUCGUAAGACUUUGCCUUGGUUUUCAGUGUUUCCAUACGGAUUGCUCGUUCCGGUAUGCUACGUUUCAAAGGUAGUCAGGAGACUUUUAUAUUCGAAAUCGACCUUUGCAACUAUCUUGAGGAUUGAUACACACCAAUAUGUAGAUAUUGUAAAAGUUAUUUUGACUUUUUAAGGUUUCGCCAUUAAGAAGUCUGCAGAACUCAUAUCUUGGUUACAUGUUGGUCUCGUAUUGUGUUUAGCGGACAUGUAAUUGUUAAUAUUUUCAUAUUUAUGUGAAAUGUUUUUGUUGGAGAUAUCAAACAUAUGCAUCUGCAAGUCUCUGUAUUUCUGCAGAAUAAACUCAUCUGCUGAGAAAUGUCGUUUCUUGAGUAGAAUAGUCGUGGCACUUUUUAAACCAGUACGUACUGUGGAUUUCAAA
Messenger RNA from Galdieria sulphuraria, 1031 nucleotides. RefSeq lists its product as uncharacterized. Bases 161 to 532 code for a protein of 123 amino acids. The record is from RefSeq and is a predicted model, not a curated record. The transcript has a single exon. NCBI's taxonomy places the organism in Eukaryota, Rhodophyta, Bangiophyceae, Galdieriales, Galdieriaceae.